CAAAUUUCUUUAUUUAUUCGGCUUGGAAACUAGUGCCUCCUUUAUAUACACAAACAUCGCUGCUGCCCCCCUCCGCUCUCUCACCUCUCUCCCCCCUUCCGUUUCCUCUCUCUCCUCGCCCGAGAGGCCAAAAACCCAGCCUCGAGUCCUCACUCCCCGCAGAUUCGCGUCAUAGCGCGGCGGCGGCGAUGGCGUACGGCUUCUCCAUCAGGGGAUACGCGGCGAGCAUGCGGGGCACGGCCGAGCUCGGCCCGUUUAGUUUGGCGGCCCGGGAACUGCAGCCCAUGGAGGUGCGCGCCUUCCGGUGGUGGGAGGACGAGCUCGCGUCCAUCAAGGCGGCGGAGGCGGAGGCGGAGAAGGAGAAGGAGAAGGAAGCGGUGGCGGGGGCGGGGGCGGAGGGGGAGGAGGAAGAAGAGGAAGAGGAGGCGUCGGGGAACGGCCGGGCGCCGAAGAAACGCUCCAUCACCGACCUGUUCGCUGAGGCGCCUGCCGUGGGCGCCGGCAGCGGACCCGACGCUGUCGUGGACGACGAGGAGGAGGUUCUUCGCUCCAUCGUCCGCCGGAGCAAGGAGCUGCGAAGAAAGAGGCGUCUGGAGCAAGCUGCGUUGGCGUCGGUAGCGGAGGAGCCGGAGACGUCGGCGGCAGGCGAACGGCGUGCGGCCGAGGGGAAUUUCCCCAGAAAGAAAUCAGCUGACAAACCAAGUUUGGGAGAUGAAUUGGAUACUUCUGGUCCAUCAAAGGAACAUCAGAAUGAUCUCAUUACAGAGAAGCAAAAGAUCCCAGAUCUUAAGAGAAGGAAGCAUGGAAGACUCAGUAAUAGUUUACAGAAGAAGGCUGAGAGGCUAAAGUACCUUGAGAGUAGAAAGGCUGUCAAGGUUGGAAAACAGCGAGAUAUUAAAAAAGUGCUCCCUUUGCACAGCAUUCUGAAGAAGUACACAAAACAUACGUCUGUUAAAAUGGUUAAGGAAAAACAUGGGAAUUCAAAAGGCACUGGAGUCAUACAACUCUGUCGCAAAUCAGUCAAGCGUGUCAAAUUCUCAGAAACAGAUGAUGCCAAAAAGCAAUGUUCCAAAAGACCACCACUGGAAAGCAUCCGCGAGCUUCUCUCUGCUAUUAGUUCUUCUUCGUCGUCAUCUAUAGAGAUGUCAAGUGAAGAGGAACAUGUUAUUGCGGAAAGUAGUAGUUCUCACAUGACAGAGAAAGCUGUCACUAUGGCUAGCGAAGCAAAUGAGAACACAAAUCAUGACAAUCAAUAUGAGCUCAGCAGUACCAGAUUGUCCACCGGUUUGCUUGAUCUGAAUCAAGCUCUUCCAGAACCUACGGACUUAAACAAUCCAUAUGUUCCAAAUUCAGAGGUUUCAAAUCUUGAGCAGGCACAGGAACAACUGAGACAUUCUACUGAGUUGGACACCACAUCAAAAGGCAAGUCCCCUUGUACUCUGUCAAACGGAUUCCAGGAUUCAGUGCAUCUCCAACAGAAUUGGAGCUCUAUGACUUUGCAUCAUGGUGUCUCUCAACUCUCAACUGGAGGUGAACCAUCUUCCUUUGAAGUUCGAGAAAGUAAUAUAUCACACAGUGAGAAACGAAAUUUUAGUUCUGAAACGAACGUGGAACAAGAGUUGAGGCCUUCUGCUGGACAAACCUUGCGCUUGAUGGGUCAUGAUCUUACAGUAUCCGAUACUAGAGUUGACUAUUUAUCUGACGCGGCACAGAAUCACACAAAUAAUACUGCAGACCAUCUUACCACAAAGGUGGUGUUGGAAUUGCCACGACAAGGUCAGCCUUUCCUAGCAUUACAAACUCAGAGUAUUCCCAGUGUUUCAGCAAGUUCUGCAAGGACAGCUCAGGCACAUUUUGGAUACAGAACAACACAUAACAUCAGCCACCCGUUGCUCGCUGCCAAUGUGUUCUCUGGUGAUCCAUCAGUAUAUGAAGACAGGUGCAGGGACUUCACAAACUUGCAAUCACAUCGAAAUUCUAUAUUGGGAUAUCCUCCUCUUUCCAAUCAUGGCAGUGCUGCAUUUCUUCAGAAUUCACCACCUUGGCGUUAUUACUCUGAUCAUUCCACCAGGAGAGAUUCACUCUCAGCGCCAUUUACACCAACAGUGAUGCAGCAUGUGGCAACACCUUCAGAUUACCGUGCCAAUCUGCCUCAUCAGUCAUAUGGUGUGUACUCUGGAAGCUCAACAGUUCGACCUCUUAACUCUGCAAGUUUUACAUGCACAAACCAGAUAGUACAAGCAGUUGACAGUAGGGCUACUGCAAACCUUCCGUCCAGAAGUCCAACAACUGGAACGACAAGAACUCAUCACAACUCCAAUACUUCAUCUAGCAGCCGUUUGGUUCUGAGAUCAGGCCCUGUAAAGCUCAGUGCCGGGGCGAAGCAUAUCCUGAUACCAAAUGAGAAUACGGAGGACGACAAUUCUGCACCAAUGUACUCUUGUGUGUCCUUUGGCAGCAGUGGUGGGAAUGUUUCGGCAGCUUAUCAGAAUAAAGGAGCAGGUUCCCAUAGGCAUCAGAAUAAAGGAGCAGGUUCCCGUAGGUUCUGAUCCAAAAGCUGGAUUAUCUUGCUCGUUCGUUUUCUGGACAGCUGCUGGGCAAGAGGCUGCAUGUUUUGAAGGAACUGAAGCUGAUGACCUAGGCAAUGCUGAGAUGAAGAUGCAAUGCGCAGUUCGGAGGAUACCUGAGACCGUGUUAAUUAAAGGAGGGUACUUGGUUUUGUUUUGUGGCCUGCAAGACUUUGACAGAUCCUUUUACUUCUGCAGUUUUAUUCCCCCCCCCCCCCCCCCCCCCCCUUUCCAAAAUAAAGAAGAUUUUCGUUGUUUGAAAACGAUAAGUACGCUCAGGUUGUGCAGCAUGUGAACUUUGUAGGGCAUACCUGGAGUGUCUAUGUAGCUACCGGUGAUGAAGUAGAAUGUUAAUGCGACUCAAAAGCUGGUUGAUUGUACAACCUGUGUCAUCAGGAGUUCCCUAUUUCAUUUGAGCCAGCUAGAUCAUUUUUAUUUAGCGGUCAUCUAAUAUAAUAUAUCCUCAAUAUAUAGAUAUUAUGUUAGCUCAA
Molecule: messenger RNA, 3058 nt
Organism: Zea mays
Lineage: Eukaryota; Viridiplantae; Streptophyta; Magnoliopsida; Poales; Poaceae
Exons: 5
Coding region: 189-2549 (786 amino acids)
Source: RefSeq, a predicted model, not a curated record